AUGCCUCGCCGUCCCUAUGUGAAGGAACGACUGGAUGCUGAGUUGAAGUUGGUUGGAGAGUAUGGGCUGAGGUGCAAGAGGGAGCUUUGGAGGGUUCAAUAUGCUUUGAGCCGCAUCAGAAAUGCUGCAAGAAACCUUCUUACUUUGGAUGAGAAGGACCCGCGUCGUAUUUUUGAGGGUGAAGCCCUUCUGCGGAGGAUGAACAGAUAUGGACUGCUGGAUGAGAGCCAAAACAAGCUUGAUUAUGUCUUAGCCCUCACGGUGGAGAACUUCCUUGAACGCCGCCUCCAAACACUUGUGUUUAAGGCAGGUAUGGCCAAGUCAAUUCACCAUGCCAGAGUGCUCAUCAGGCAAAGGCAUAUCAGGGUUGGGCGACAAGUUGUCAAUGUACCAUCUUUCAUGGUAAGAGUAGAUUCCCAGAAACACAUUGAUUUCUCUCUUACAAGUCCUUUCGGUGGUGGUCGUCCCGGUAGAGUGAAGAGAAAGAACCAGAAGGCUGCUGCAAAGAAGGCUUCUGGUGGUGAUGGGGAUGAGGAGGAUGAAGAGUAA
Messenger RNA from Fraxinus pennsylvanica, 549 nucleotides. Lineage: Eukaryota; Viridiplantae; Streptophyta; Magnoliopsida; Lamiales; Oleaceae. The record is from the annotation of a GenBank genome assembly.